AUGUCGGCAGAUCGGUGGUUGGUGCCGGAGCCGACCGCCAGCAUCCCGCCGGCAGCCGACGGUCUUCUUGCCGGGCGGCGCACCGACGACAGGAUGUCGUCGCGGAAGCCUCAUCGGAUAAAGAAGUAGAGAAACGCGCAGAGGUCUCCUUGGCCCUAUCGGAUGGCGCCAGACACCAUCCGCCCGGACGCCGACGGUCUACCCGCUGGCCGGCGGUCCAACGACACAACGAGGUGAUGACGGUUCGAGAGGUCAAAUGCGAAAGAGCGCGGAAGAGGACCGUUUGCGCCGGUGGUCUGGCGCAGUCCACUCGGAGGCGGCAUGAUUGCCGGUGUCACUGAGCGAGGACGCCACGGACCCUUCCUCUCCCUCUUCUAA
Molecule: messenger RNA, 378 nt
Organism: Spirodela intermedia
Lineage: Eukaryota; Viridiplantae; Streptophyta; Magnoliopsida; Alismatales; Araceae
Source: the annotation of a GenBank genome assembly